AUGGCUUGGUCAAGGAAUCCUUUGCCCACCCUAACAUCACCGCCACCUUCACUCUCUUUCGGCAAUUCAAUACACGCGCCGCCUCUGCCUACCCUUCCAUUUGACGUCAUUCCAGAAAUCCUUUGUUUUCUACCUGUGAAGUUUCUACUCCGGUCUCGAUGCGUAUGCAAAUCCUGGAAUUCUCUCAUAUCUGAUCCCAAAUUUGCCAAGAAGCACUUUUGCAUGUCUUCUCGCCAAAUUUACUUCAUAAGCUACAAAAGGUUGCCAACCAAGUACAAAUUCAUGUCUUACACUCUCGACUCUCUUUUCACAGAAAGAGCCACUCUACAAGAUGUGUUUGAGUAUUCUCCCAACAAUUGUCUUGGAGAUCGUCAUGUAAUGAAUAUAUAUCGCUCUGUUUGCUCUUGCAAUGGCAUCCUUUGUAUUGCAGACGCCAAUGACAAAGGCUUGAUUAUAUUGUUGAACCCUUCCAUUAGAAAAUUCAAGGAGUUGCCCCUUCUUGAAACACCACAAAGUGCAAUGUAUGGUGAGUUUCAGACGACGCUUGGCUUUGGCUAUGAUUCUUGUACUGAUAAUUACAAGGUGGUUGUUCUUAUGCGGUACGAGAUGCGUGUCGGGAGUGGUGAUUAUGUUUACAAAACUGAAGUGAAGAUUCAUAUAUUGGGUACCGAUUUUUGGAAAAAUAUACAAGAGUUUCCUUUUGGAGUUGUCCCAAUUGGACAAUCUAAAUUUGUGAGUGGCACGAUUAAUUGGUUAACCUCUAUUGAUCUUGAUCCAAAAAGUCCUCGUUUUAUUGUUUCUUUUGAUUUGGGAAAAGAGUCUUUUCGAAAGGUUUUGCCUCCUGAUAAUGGAGGGGCAGACAUCUUCUUAGCCUUGGGUGUGUUAAGGGAUUGCUUGUGCCUGACUUCUCGUGAUGAUACCUACUUUGUAAAGGAUGUUUGGGUUAUGAGGGAGUAUGGAAAUAGAGAGUCGUGGACUAAAUUGUUCAAUGUUUCUUAUAGGGGAGAUCCUAUACUUAGUGUAAUUGGUGAGCCAUUAUAUAUUUUUGAGGAUAAUAAAGUGCUGCUGAAGUUUCCUGGGUAUUUUAUAUUGAAGUUGAUUGAUUCAAGUAAUGGUACUAUUACAUCUACUGAAUUUUAUGACAGCCCAGAAGUCUGCACUAAGAGUUUGAUAUCACCUUGUUCUUAA
Molecule: messenger RNA, 1188 nt
Organism: Medicago truncatula (barrel medic)
Lineage: Eukaryota; Viridiplantae; Streptophyta; Magnoliopsida; Fabales; Fabaceae
Product: F-box/kelch-repeat protein At3g23880
Exons: 1
Coding region: 1-1188 (395 amino acids)
Molecular function (GO): protein binding
Source: RefSeq, a predicted model, not a curated record